This is a messenger RNA of Phyllopteryx taeniolatus (common seadragon), 2673 nucleotides long. It is a transcript of the gene saxo6, whose product is annotated as Mdm1 nuclear protein. Gene Ontology annotation, biological process: negative regulation of centriole replication. The record is from RefSeq and is a predicted model, not a curated record. The transcript has 11 exons. Gene Ontology annotation, molecular function: microtubule binding. NCBI's taxonomy places the organism in Eukaryota, Metazoa, Chordata, Actinopteri, Syngnathiformes, Syngnathidae. The coding region runs from base 881 to 2635 and encodes 584 amino acids.
UGAUUACAUAUACACAACUCGUCGAGAAGUACUUUUGAUCAAAUCGGAAGCCACUUUGCCGGGGUGACGACGACGACAGCCGUGAAGAGACGGAAGGAAGCAGAGCAGAUGAAGAUGUUGAGCUUCUGUCCAGGAGUGAGCAGGUUGGAAAGGAUUAGAAAUGAGCCGAAAUGAAAUCAGAGGGCCGGUCGAGGUUAGAUGUUUGGAGAGAGAAGACUUCCAGAGAAGGGAUGCCGGCUACAGUGUUAAAAGGAUGAUGAGGAUGGAGCCGCCAGUCAAGAGAGAUCAAAGAAGACCAGAGAUGAGGCUGACGAGGUCGUGGGGGGAGACAUGGGGGCACUCGGUGUUCGAGAGGAGGGUGUUCCAUGGAAAAGGGUGACGCGCGAACGGGACAAGGCCAAAGGAAAAGAAGUGGUCGUGGAUAUCGAGUACAACCCAGCUGAUACAAAGUGAUGCAGUGCACACACUACGUCACAUCGUUGUCGUAAACCGAGAUGUACGAAUUCUAGAUCGCUGUAGUGGAGUACUGAUGGAGAGUACACGUCGUCGUUCAAUCAGAAAUAGAUGUAGUAAACAUAGAGCUCCAACACAGACGUAGUACCAUCGAGAGUCCAAGGCAGUUGUCCAGCACAAGGAUUGAUGCGAUUGUAGUGGAUAUGCAAAUCGGAUGAAAAGCUUUGCGGUCCUGGAGAUCAGCGCGCAUGCGCGUGUGUGUCGGCUGCCAUGACAACAGCUGCGACGGCGUCUGGUGGCUGUCAAAACGAAGCGUUCGCUGCGGCCCAUUUUUCUCCUUUUCGAUUUUGUUCUUGACUUGACCAACACCAACAAUUAGUGGUUGCCAAGGUUACGGACGAGGCCGCCCGGAAACGAAAACGUCGCCAUGACGGUCACGAGUGACAGCGAGCGGACUUACGGACGAGGGUCCUCAUUGCCUGGUCGCCGCUCUCACCGCGACGCUCACGGCAGAGAAGAGCUCUCUCGUCGUGGGAGGAGAACCGCUCUGGCUCGCAGCACAGCCCCCCCUGCAGCUCACAAGAACCAGGACCACAAACGUCCAGAGUUUCCUGCCAGAUCAGAACCUCCUGCUGGACCAAGACGUGAAGCACCAAAACCAGAACCGGGAAGUGGAAAGUCACGCGUUGAGAAAUCAGAGGAGUUGCCGAGAAACAACGUGGACGAGCGUUCUCCUCCGAUGCUCCGCCCCUGCAGCAGCGGGGCCUCUCUGUUUAGAAUGCACCCUGUCACCGUGGAAACGCAGAUGCAUCCCAUUGCGAUGGAAACUGAGUACCGCUGCAGCUUCCAGGGUCUGUCUCCGCCUCGCGGGCCCCGCCUGCGGAAGCAUUUGGAGCGUCGCCAGAGAGUUCCGCUCUUCCACACUCGCACUGUACACGCGCAUGCAAGAUGCUGUUGUUGUUGUUUUGGAAGAUUUUGUCAUUGUUGUUUGAUGACGAUUUUAUUUGAUCAGAGUCUGAAGAUGAGGGAGGAGUCUGACGAUAUGCCCCACCCACAACAUGAUGGACCCACCCACCAGAAGAAAGCCACGCCCCCUCCGCAGGUUCAUCGACGACACAGGAAGCUGACCGAAUAUGAAGCCGGCUUUCCUCGUCCCCCGUGUGGAGCGGCGGGCGAAACCCCUCAGGUGGCGCUGUUGAGACAGAAGGCAUCGUGGUACCGUCGCCGGGCCUGGGGGACCAACUUCUCCAGACAGCACCUGAGCCAGCUCACGUCCCAGCACAACUUCCUUUGGGAGCCCAGCACUGAUGCUCCCAGCCCCCGACCCACCUCGGAUCCAAGACUCACCCCGGACCUCCGCAGACCUCCCUACGUGGAGGCUCUGGACCUCGCCAGCUGCUCCACUUCCUCGUCUGGACCAGCAAGCCCUGCCCGCGGCGGGCCAGUGGCGCCGCCCACAUGUUGCAAGACGAUCUGGGCGACAGAAGGACAAGAGGAUGGGGUGGAACGCUCGCCCACUCCUGAGAUGGUCAGCAGACCGCUUCACAGAACACAUUUGGAUGUCACCACACCUGCCACUGCAGGGGGUGCCAUCCUGGUGGGCAGGUCCAGUUCAGAAGAAGCUUUUCAGAGGCGUGGCGCUAGUGUUUCCACAGCAAUGGACAAAGCGAGCGCCGGGCUUAUGCCAAAGGAGGUGUUGUGUCCUCGUAGCCCCGCCCUCCUCCACCGGCCCUCUUCUGCUGCGAAGUGUCGACCGAUCCUGUCCGGGCUGAGCCCGGCCCCGCCCCCGAUGCACGUCAUCCGAGGACGGCUGAGACAUGCCGAGUUCCAACACAACGGUGAGCUUGGUCUGAGGUUCCACUCGCACCAAGGUUUCGGAAGCAACUUUCAUCCUGACGAAGGUGACUCUCCCUCUCCUCUUCUUCUUCCUGAGCUUCCAUUCGAAUGCACCCUCUCGCCGUGGAAACGGUUUGGAACACAGCCCUCCCUCGGUCUUUGGGUACCCGUCCCUAAUGCCGUCCCCUCCUUUUGGCCUAGACGAGCGUCUGCGGGUGAUGUCGAGCCGCUCGGCGGCGGCGUGUUCGGCGGCGGUGGCCGUGCUGGAGCGCGCGCAGACGAGGGGUCGGGAGUUCUGGGGGAAGAGCUGAACCCUCGUCCCUUAAACCAACCAACCAACCAAUAACGGACUUUUACUUUGACCAAUAAAACUUCUCAUCCUUA